Messenger RNA from Anopheles darlingi, 1524 nucleotides. RefSeq lists its product as uncharacterized. The record is from RefSeq and is a predicted model, not a curated record. The transcript has 4 exons. Lineage: Eukaryota; Metazoa; Arthropoda; Insecta; Diptera; Culicidae. Bases 109 to 636 code for a protein of 175 amino acids.
UUCGAUGCUCAGCAUCCGAGAGGAGUUAAAGUGAAAUCGCGUUAGCCGUUACAGUGCGUUCGGUAAAUUCCUUUCCUUCCUGGAUAACUCCUGCAUAGUACAGUGGCGAUGGGCACAAAACGAUCAACGCCAUGCGGUUGGCUGUACAGUCCCCGGUUUCACGGUGUGAUAGUUGGAUUGCUGGCCCUUGCCAACAGCCUUUCCGCGAUGGCCGCCUCGGUUUACUUGCGGGUGCACUUUGACGAUAUUCGGAAUGUUCCGGAACAGCUGUCACUGUACUAUCGGUACGCCACAAUCGAUGUUCUCUUCGUCGUGAUUGUGCUGCUGGUCGUCGGCACGUACUUCAUCGGGAUUGGCAAGGUGAACGAGUACUACAUCAUCCCGUUCGGAAUACUGCUGAUGCUCGAUUCGAUGGGCUACGUUGCCACGGAGAUGGCUACCACGAUGAGCAGCGAUACGCCGGAAUUGUUCCGCGGUAAAGCCUUGUCUACGCUGCUAGAGCUCGCUAUCUUCGGCUACAUGUUUGUGACAGUAUUCGUGCUGUUCCGGGCACUGCAACGGGAACGGCGUAUGAACGAGGAGCGUCUUAGAGGCUACCGGAGCUUAAGCAGCAGCACGGAGCACAUCGAAAUGUGAUACCAGACGCAGCGGAACAAGACAGCAUUCAUUAUAAUAUUUUACAAAACGUGUACCACAGUACAACUUCCGCUGCCAAAUUGACUCUAGUAUUUAUCCUGCUGCUGUUACCGGAUCGAACUCCGUAGUUUGAACACGCAGUUCGUGAAAAGUCAUAAAGAGAAAUCUUAAGUUGGUAUAGAAAAUAGAUGCCUUAAAGCUAUGUGGAGGUGACCACUGAAAGUGUAUCGCUUUCUAAAUUAAGUAAAUGAUGAUAUCCCAUUCGCGAUCCACGUAGAUGCAGCAAUUUCAUAGGAGACACCAAAUGAAUCUUAUAAAAACCAGCGUUAAUUGAUGCAACACCGAAAAGGCUGUUAACGGUCUCCAUGUAAAUCUCUAUGGUGUUUUUAACCCAUAAUCAACCUGUCGGUCCUCCGGUAUGAAAUCCAAGAAAUAGAAACAACCAUUACAUAGCAAAAAUGAAAUGGUUUGCGAAGUAAGUAUUAUGUGAAACACGGAUCUUUCAAAUUCAUUCUAGACCCGAUUAAAAUUACCAACCAAAUGGUUUGGCAACACCCUUCUCCUAUCUUCAUCAUGUUCCAAAUAUGCGAUACAAUAAUUCGUGAUCAUACUUCUCCGGGAACCUGGACUUCCCAGCCCGAAUCAUUGACAAGCCAACCACAUUAUCAGUUGAGGUCCUGAUAGGCGGCGUUCGAUGCAGAAAACACUCGCCAGGCGGAGUACGAGAAGUUUGCAUGAAAUUCUUCCAGGGCUGCAGUGUGCCGCGAGCCUCCGUUUAGAGCAGUUCAAUUCACAGUCCAGACCUUAGCGCCCCGUUUGAAGUUUUGUUUCGUGCAUUAGAAUCAUGGCACAGGAAGUUCUCUUAGUUUUUUCGAAAACCCUCCGCAG